UAAACUGUUAUGGCGUUUGUGUCUCAAUACACAACGCACUAUCGUUUCUCUGUCCCGUGAUUAAGAAAAAAAUAUAUUUAAAAUGGUUGAAUCGUUUUUAUAAUAUCAUAUUAGUAUGGGAAUAAGUUUUUCGUAAAGCUAACCGACGUAACUGUGAAAGUGUAAAGUUUUUAGGUUAUGUUUCCAUCUUUUAUAGGUAUUUUAGAUAUUCAGUCAUGGUGGGAAGUGCCCAGCAUCGCGUACUUUUGUUCCCUAUUCAGGACUGCAUUCAAUCUCCUGGAUUUUGACAUCGAAGAAUUGGAAGAAGCUCUAUUGACAGAUGGAACAGAGGAGUCAGCCAGUUCCCUCCUGACUGAGUUAAUUGUACGUCUUUUGAAUGGUUGUCUAGGCAACAAUGACAUCUCAGCCUUCAAUUAUCAGAUGUAUUUGAGGCGCCUCUUUCGACGAAAAUGUCAAGAUACAGGAAGAUAUAACCCUUUUAAUACAGAUAUUGACUUCCAAUUUUUACCUCUCCGUACAAAGGUGGAAAUUUUAUAUGCUUUAUGUGAUUUUCGUUUGGAAGCAGAGGAUGUUUUUGAUUUAUUUAGAAAUCUUGAAGCUGAAAGUUUAAGAGUAGAACCAUUGGGCUGGGAUGAUAAUGACUCUGCAUACUGGUAUUUUUAUGGUACAAGAUUAUAUCGUGAAGACAUUAUAAAAAAGAAUAAAACUAAAACCAAAAAGAAAAAAAGUAAGGAAAGCAGAAAGAGAGGGUGGUUCUAUGGUGAUGACUGGCUUGAUGACGACGAAACAGAGAGGGUUUGGCAAGUGGUGUGUUUUACUGAAGAGGAUUGGACCCACCUGACAGAGAAAUUUAGUAAGGCUUCCAGUAAGAUUGAAAAGGAGUUAUACAGAUCUCUCUCACAAAAUUUUUUGCCAGAAAUACCUAGAUUGUUUCAGGAGAAAGAGAGGCUGCAAAGAAAAAGGUUGCUAGAGCUAUUGCCAAGACGUACAUCAAGUCGCGUGCUUCAAAAAAUAAAACAAAAGGAGGAAGAAACUAAACAGACUACGCAUGAGGCAGAUGAGAGGAAAGAGACACCAGAUCUUGCUCGGGAAAAUAGAGCUAAAAGACGAAAUUUGUUGAGAUCAAAGUCAGUUUCUUCUGAGUCGUCAGAGAAUACAGCAAGUGAAAACCAAGAAACCAUGCCUCAAAAAGUUGCAAGGAAAUCUAAAAAUCAAGAUAAACGGUCAAAAAACUCCUCUGCAACUCCAAAAGGUGAACCACCACCGGAGCCUCCAGUAAAAACCGGCAGAAAAACAAAUAAUUCAUUAGCAUCCGCUACAGGGCAAAUUUUAAUACCAGAUAACGAUGAACCAGUGAAUAGUACCAGGAAGAAAUUAAAAACAUCACAAAUUUUUUAUUGCAGAUUUAGUCAAAUGGAUGAAGAUAUUCAAACUGAUAUGUAUAAGGUUCUAGAACAACUUACUGCUCACCAAGAUGCAUGGCCUUUUAUGGAUCCAGUUGACGAAAAAUUUGCUCCCAAUUAUUAUGCAGUUAUCAGACGCCCUAUGGAUCUAAGAAAAAUGGAAGAACGACUUGAUAGUGGAUAUUACACCGAAUUCUCUAUGUUUAAAGCUGAUUUCAAACUGAUUGUUAAUAACUGCCGUUUAUUCAAUGGCCAGGACAAUGAAUAUACUAUGAUGGUUGAUAACUUACAAGCUGCUUUUGAUCGCCUAACAGAGAAAUAUAUACAUAGACUAUCUUCAUCUGAUGAAGAGAUUGCGGUGGAAUACCAGUUACCGACACCCUCUAGAAAACACAAACUGAAAAGUAGUGAAUCUCCUAUUCGCCAUAAAAGAAAGAAAAGAAAAUCUCAUAAUGAUACUGGUGAACCCAAGUCGAGUUCGUCAGAUCUAUUGCCAGAAGAAAAUCAAGAUGACCUACCUAAAUCCGAUGUAAAGAAAUCUAAGGAAUCUCAUAAAAAUAAAGAGGGCAAAGGAAAGAAAAAACGUAAGGGUCAUCAUCGACACGGCAAACAUUCCAAAAAUCAUAAAAAAGAUUCACACAAACACAGUCGUAAUGAAUCUACAAAAACAAAACGCGGUAGAAAGCAUAAUAAAAAUAAAGACAAAGAAAGCAAGAAAUCAAAACAAAAGAAGAAAAAGAAUAAACACCAUGACUCGCCAGAUUCUAAAGAUGUUAUUAAAAGAGCAGCCUCUCAAGAGUCUUUAGAAAGUUCAAACAGAAGCAGAAGCGCGAGUCCUUUGCCAUCUAUACACACACCAACUCCAUCACCCACUGAGCUUGACCAAACUGAACAAUGUGAUCAGUUAUCCGACCCUGAUUUCUUUAAGGAUAAAUAUGAUAAAAUUAAAGAACGUAGACGACAUGCAGCUAAAGAAGCUUGGGAAUCAUUGUUUGAUUAUAAACAAAAGGCAGUUGAUAAACAAAAUUUACAUAUACCUGAAAAAGAUAAAAAUAAAAAAUUAAGGGAAACAAUCGAAAAACUGAAAGCGAAAAGUGAAAGAUAUAAAGACACUUCGCUGUUUAACAGUUUAUUUAGUGCUAGCCACAGUAAUGAUAAAACAGAUGAUAUUGAAAAGGGUUCACAAAAUAACGAGGCGGCCGAAGCUGACUUUUCCGAUGACGAUGCUGGUGAUUAUCAGAAAGGAAAAUCUAGUAAUAAAAAAGGUUCUAAAAAGAAUACAGCAAAAAAUGAAUCGGCAUCUGAAGCAUUAGAGCAAGCUGUAAAAGAUAUUAGUAAAUGGUUAGAUGAUGCUCCUAAAAGUUCUGCAUUGAGCUCUCCCUGUGACAGCCCUGCCCAAACUAUUUCUACUGAAGAACAUGACAACAGUCGUUUAGAUGAUGAAUGUUCUCAAGGAGAAAAAACUUUAAUUAGGAAAGAAACAUCACGUAAACGGCCUUCCUCUCGUGAACCAAAAAUUGUAAAAAGAAGAGAGAUCCAAAGGACCAUAGAUAGAUUGCAACCUGGAAAAGGCAAAGGAAAUCUAUUGACUAAUCUUAGCAACAAAAAUGUUGAAAAAUCUGAAGAAGUUACACCAGUUGGUCCACUUAAUAAAAUCCGCGAUGUGAACAAAGCGGAUGAAUGUAGUCCCAAAUUAAGUCUUGGCUCAGUGUUACCAACAGUGGAAUUUGCUAUUGGAAAUGACCAUAAUUUCAGUAAUACUGAUGAUAAUAAGAGUGAAGACCAAAAAGAUGUUUCUAAAGUGCCAGAAAUAGAUACAAAUAAUAAAGAUGAGGAAAAACCAAUUGAAAAGAAAGUAGAAGAAGAAAUUCAAACCAAUAAAAAGGAUGCUGAAGUAGAAACUGAACCUACUUCAAUGACUAAGCCAAGUCAAGAAAAAGCUACACCAAAUCUAAGUGCUUGGUUUAAGGCAUUUGGAGCACCAAAAAACACAAAUUCAUCAGUUGCAGUUAAAAAGAAAACGGAUGAUACCGAUUUUGAUGAAAAAGCAGUCGAAAAUACUAACGAUAACAAAUCAUCCAGUCCUAAAAAUACAACUAAAUAUGAUUCACCAACUGAUCCAGAUACUCCUAACCCUGAUGGUGGAGACAGUCCACUUCCCAAUGUCACAACAACCCCUAGGCAAAGAAGAACUAGUACCGGGAGUUCUGUGUCUGAGAGAUCGUCUUUUAGCCAAGAUCUGGAUUCACCAAGACAUCAAAUGUCUCACACGUCGCCUUUGCUACGAUCACCAGCCUCUCCAAGAACGGACGAAUUUCAAAAGAUAACGUAUCCGAUUAUAAAUGGUACUGUACGCGCUGGAUUCUAUCAAGAUACCACAUCUAUUAAAAGUAGCCCUGAAAAGAGUUGUAGUCCACGUGAGGCUCCUCAAUCACCUUAUUCUCCAUAUUCACAACAUGUUUAUGCAUCUAACAGUGUUUUAGGGUCUUCAACACCCAAUUACUUUGUAGAUCAUAAUAAAAGCCCAUUGCCUACAUAUAGUAAUAAUCCACCGCCUUAUUAUGACUCUUCGAAGGCCCCAAUUGUCAAUAAACCUAAUCGUACGCAAAAUGAUUACACUGCUUUGGAACCUGAGUCUUAUCAACAAACUCCAUAUAGUGGGCCAUUUUCCCCAUCCCAGACAUCAUAUCAACAGCCUCAAUCAUCAAAUUACUCUCAGUCACAAACUUCACCACAGUUGAGUGCAAAUCAAAGUAGUAUAAACACGUCACAGUUGGUUCCAGAUACGAAAACGUCUUUAUUCCCUGUUAAGAAGCGAACAUAUAAUGAGCCAGAGAUACUCACUGGGUCUAACAAAAAAGCCCCUGAAACUAAAGACAAACUCAGUGGAACUUCACAAAAUAAGAAUGACUAUCAGAAAAUUUCUCAAUCUUUUCAUUCAAUAUCAUCAGCUACAUCUGUUGAUGAUAUAGCUUUAGCAUUAAGCGAAAAAUCUGAAAUGGCCAAGUUGAAUACUUUACGUGAAAAGAAUGCAGGUGAUUAUGUGGAGAGAAGAGAUCAUCGUGAUAAUAUAACAUUUGACAGUAGUGAAAUUAUGCAAGACAGUAAAAAAGAACAAAGCAUGGACCCUAAUAAACCUAUCAACAUUACUAAAAAAGAUAAUGUUGAUAUGGUAAAUAUGGGCUACAUGAACCCAGAAGCCGACAGACGUAACAGUGGAGAAAUGGACUAUGCUUUACCUAGAGAUGUUGCAAAAUCAGUCACAAAUCCACAACAGAAAGGAUUCGAAGUUGAAGCUAUUGCCAUAAAUCUUGGUUUAAAUAACCAACAAUUACAAAAACCUAUGUCAAACAUGAAUAUAAAUAUUAAUAAUAUACCGCCUGCACACUUACAAGAUCGAUCACAUAAUGAUAUUAUAAUUAAUCAAAACAUUGCCCAUUCUCAUCAUAAUCAGUAUGAAGUUAUUUCUAGUGGAUCAUCCAUAAGCAAUUUUUCUUUGAGUGACAUAGAAUUAGCGAAUAAGAAACUUUAUGUAUGUAACCCCAACUCUUCCACAGCUGCUCUCAAUUAUGGUAAUUGGAAAAUGAAUAGUCAAAUUCGGAAACAAGAACUUUUACCUUCCGACUACUCCACUAAUUACAAUACGAAUAAUGCCGACAAACUAAAAACUGACAGUACAGUAAAUUCCAAUGUAAUUCAAUAUAAUAAAAACUUACAACAUCAACAAUACAAUAAUUAUAAUGCUCCUAGAACAAGUAUUCAGAGAGCACAAGAAUUGCAACAUAAUAUUCCAGCAGAAUUAAGAAUACCAAACCCCAGAGGUCUUCUUAAAAAUGAUCAUAUGAAUAUAACUUCCUCUAUAAGUGAUAAUGAAUUAAUUGCCAAAAAUAUUGAUAGUCUUGCCAAAUCCCACAAGCCCGAAAAACUUGUACAAAAUCACGCAUUAGUAACUUCUAUUCCCUAUAAACCGCCAUACAGUGCUCAUUCUUCCCUUCCUCUGGAUAGUCUUCGUAAUUUACCCAAAAUUCCCCAAAUGAUAGACCGCUAUAAUGAACAAAGGUAUUUGUCAAGUUUUACUGGCAGCACUUCAUCUUUAUAUCAUGAGAAAACUUUUCAAAUGGCACAAAUGUUCAAUAAAAGUAUACCUUCAGAUGUUCAUGCUGCUAGUACUGGAACUGGAAGUAUUUACUCACAACCAUCUGCAUCUAUAAGCAAAGACAGUGUUUACAAAACUCCGAGUUCCGCAUUAUCUGAUUCUAAAGCAAAAAACAAGAGGAAGAGAACAUCGGAAAGUAAACAAGGACAGAUAUCGGGCAGUCAAGCUUAUCAUAGCUCAGCUUGCAACAGUGAAGUUUUGUCUUCCGUUAAAACAAGCAUGAUGCCAGGAAGCGCAUUUAAUUUUUCAACUUCCACAAAUAUGGCUUUGGGUAGUGGACUUUAUGCAGACAAUAGUGGUUUUUCCAUAGAAGAUUUUCGAAACUCUAACCUUAUGGCUGCUACAAAUUACAUGGCUGCAGUUGCGCAUCAACAACGUAAUAAUACUGAUGCUAAUAAUGAAAAAUUGGUCAAACCAGCACAUCAAAAUACUAGUCAUACAACUAGUUCUUUCCCCUUCAUAAGCCAUUCACAAGUGAGAGCUGGUUAUCCAUAUGUAGGAGCUGAUCCGUCAUCUCCUCUAUAUCAGCAAUACCUGCAAAGGCACCAAGAAGAACUUUUAAGGCAAAGUGGUGCACAAAUCAUGAGUUUGUAUCCGCCAGGUUACCCGGCUAGUAUCAGUGUAAGACAACCAUACGAUACCAUUAAUCGUCCGUCGUGGCUCUAAAUACGUGUUUAUUAGAAAUACAUCACUAUAUGAAACUUUAUUAUAAUUAUUAAUGUGACAAUUGUUAUAGAAAAUUGUAAUUUAUAUUGUUUGUAGAUUUCAAAUAGCAUUUUUGAGAAAAGAUAUAUAUUAUUUAUAUUUAUAUGUGCAAGAAUUAUUUUUAAACAUGACAAUCUUUUACAAUUUUUUGUAAACUGCCUUAUGCUUUUUAUUAUUGUUAAUUAUUAAUGACAAUGUAAAACUUUUGAAUGUUUUGUAAUACUAUUUAAAUUAACUUAAUUUGUUUCUAAGUUGUUCUCUAGUAUUGUGUUAAGUAUCACGAACAAAAUCAAGUGUUUUUAUCAUCACAAAAUCCAGUUUGUUUCAUAUAUAUAAUUAUGUUACAAGUAGCUAAGUAUUAAAACAGUCUCAAGUUACAAUUUCCAGUUUUAGAUGCAAUAUCGCUUAUAUAAAUAAGUAGGUAAUUAUAAAUUAUUUAAUUUAUCCCUUUUCCGAUAAAACGUAAUUAAGCUUUUCUGAUUAAUUUACUCAAUUUAUAUCAUUUUAAGGUCACAUGAAAGCAUAAUUGUUAUAAAAUAAUUUUAAAGUUUUAUAUUAUACUACUUAAUUUAGUUUGUUGUGUAAAUAUUUCCCUAUUUUGUUUACGGUCUAUAUUUUGUUAGCAUUUUAAAUAUAAUUUA
Molecule: messenger RNA, 6905 nt
Organism: Achroia grisella
Lineage: Eukaryota; Metazoa; Arthropoda; Insecta; Lepidoptera; Pyralidae
Exons: 10
Coding region: 178-6225 (2015 amino acids)
Biological process (GO): chromatin remodeling; positive regulation of transcription by RNA polymerase II
Cellular component (GO): histone acetyltransferase complex; CERF complex
Molecular function (GO): protein binding; histone H3 acetyltransferase activity
Source: RefSeq, a predicted model, not a curated record